AUGGCGGAGAAGCCACGGUUCAUUAAAGUGGAAAGUUAUGUGGAAGCGAGGACCAAGUCAGUCGCUCAGUUGCUUCAGGUUCCUUAUUAUCCUCGACUUUUUUCCGAUUUCCUCUUUAGGCUAUCGAUAAUGAGGCUUUGGUGAGUGGAGAGGUCACGAAAGGCCCUCGGACUGCGGCACAGAGGCUUCCGCGUCACAUGCGCAGGUUUCGUCUCUUCUGAAACAGGAAAUAGGUGAUUUUUCCAGACGAGCGAUGGCUCAUGAAGUGCGGCGGUUUCCUCGUGGAAUACGACAGUUCGCCGCUCCGUAUCUCGCGUCUUCCAAACACAGAAAAAAGCCGCCGAGCCGGUUCGCUCGUCGUAAACCCACCAAUAUUUUGAAGGUUGUAGCUUUGAUCCUCGAGGGAAAAUAUUGAUAUAAUCAAUGGAAGUGUUCUUUUUCCACUCACGAGAGCAAAACAUGAUCUUCAUAUUAGAUUUGAAAUUAUGGAAUUUGAAAAAACCAAAAACUCUCAUGGUUAAAUGAUGAAAGGUUUUGUUUUUUUUUCAAAUUCACCGUUAAUCUGAGAAGGUUACGAAAAAGAAACUCAAAAAUGUUUCUAAAAAAGCGUUAAAAUAUCUUUCAAUCAGCUACUAUUAGGCUUCGCCUGUUUUUUCUCGAGCUUCUUUGUAAAAUGAGUUUCCAGACUUUAAAUUUCGGAAAUUUUUCAGCAUUUUUAGAAUUAUGAAAGAAGAAAACGGAAAGCGAAAUGGUUGGAGACGCAUAUCUGGCACGCGAAACGCUUUAAAAUGGUGGAAAGGUAUUUUUCACCAUUCAGACUCUCAUAUUAUUAUUUCUUGAAGGUACGGGUUCAAAAUCGCGGAGAAAAGUUAUCAGAGGGGUUUCCGAGCGGCGCUCCGAGAUUCUCUACGUCAUUGCACGGUCAGAGACCGAUCUCAUCUUGCCUGUUUUCUGGUAGCUGUACUGUCUUUUUCUCUAUUAUUUCUCGAACUUUGUAGAUCAAAUCCCCUGACCAGGGCCGACUGAUCGAAUCUCUCGCUGUUUUUUGCGAUUCUUCCACUGGUCCAACUUUCGCCUUUCCAUCCUCACUCAACGGUUCUAUCGAGGUUUUGCCAUUGGUUUCAAUAUUACUCUUUUUUUUUUCUAGACCUCUACUUUGCUUUUCGAUUCGACUCAGACUCCGAAGCGAUGUAUUGGUCCGGCCAGAUUUUUAUGGUCUUUUGAAAGGUUCCCUAUUUUUUAUUUCCAGUAUUCCUAUUGGUUUUAGCGCUAGUGAAGAACACCUUCUUAGCCUUUGGAUUCAUCCGUCUACGCGAAACGUUGUUUUUGGCCUGCUGAAGUCCAUUUUCGAGUUAGAAGUAAAUUCAAUAAUGGCCGAAAAAGAAUAAAAUGAAAUCAUUAAUAGGCGAUUGACGUUGAAUCAAACACGAUGGAAGGUUUGGAAAGGGAAUAUCGAGGAAAAAAUGGAGUGAAGGUCGUUCAAAGUCUACUUUUCCUCUUUUUAUGAUAUUUUUUAGGUAUCGGAUUUACAUUUGUUGCUCAAUAGGUUCAGUUUGUUCGGUCCCAAGGCGCUGGAAAUCGUCGCGAAAUCGAUUAUCUUGGCAGAAUCGGACCUGUUCAAGUAUAUUCCUUGGUUUACCUGAGCCAGAAUUUCUUGAGUUUCAGUUUGAACCAUGAGGAAUGGGUCUCGUGUAUUUCUCUUUCUAAGCCUUCUGGAUUGCGCGAUGGAGCCGUAUUCACUCUGUUGGUGGAAGAUCCACGACUGUCUACGAGAAAAGUUCGUUUCAGUGUUUCUAAAUCUUUUCAUAAACGGUUUCAGAGGAAACCGUUGGAUUUUUUAUCUUCUGUUUGUACAGAAAGCCCUUCAAGCUUCAAAACUAUGCCUCAGUCUCUUCUUUGGAACGCGAAAUCCAGGCAGGCUGCUCUUGAGAAAAGGUGGUUCUCAUGGAAGUAUUGGUCAAAAACGUUUGUUUUUUUUUUUUGCAGAUUGUCUCAGUCUGAUUUGGAAAGGUUGAACACGAACCUCGUCAAUGGAGUUGUGAAGACGGAUUCAAAGGUUUUAUUCUUUUAGAAAAAAUAAAUAUUGUGCGCAGAUUUCCAAUCAGCUGCUAAAAGUUGUUUUCAUUCUUAUAUUUUCCGUAUUUUUUUCCAUCGAUUCUCUGAAUGUCAAAUCAGAUGAUAUUUUUCCUUCCUUUUUGAAACUUUCCUUCAACAAAACUAACUAGGAAACGUUUUUUUACCUCUGGUUGAACUUUUGCUGACACUUUGCUGAAGUGUACUUCACCUCCUGAUUCCAAAAAAAUAAUCUUAAUUCGAGGUGCCGAUAAUGGUUAUCGUAAAGAAUGGAUCGCCUACUUUGACGGGAGCAGAAGUAAUUGUUCCUGAAGGCUUCGGUUUGUAUUUUUUUUUUUCUGUUAGAUGGUUUUUCUUUUUUAAAUAAUACUUAAUAGAAUGUAAAAUUUUUAAGGAAAAGACUUUUGGAUUUCUCUUCAGUGGAGUGGAGCCCACGCGAGCGGAGAAAAAGACGACGUGGCAGCCCAUUUCGAAUCUGCUCUGCCGCACUUUCCGGAUGACGCCGUCGACGCCGAAGCCUCGGCUCUUUUUGAGGAGCAAAUGCAAAGAGAUCUCGAGGUUUUUAUUUUCAAGUCUUUUGCGCAACGACGCGAAAAGUGACAAAGCGAUCGGAAAGGAGAGCUAGCGACGAAAUAAGCCGAAAACAGAUAGGAGACUCAACCAUGCGUCAGAAAGGCAGGCAAAGCGUUAUUCUUCCGAUGUCAAGAAACAUUUCCGAGCUAUUACUCGGACGAUAUUGUGCAUUGACUUUGACAGUAUUCUGAAAACUAGUAAUUUGCUUUUUGCCCAGACGAUGCUCUCGAUCUGCAUCAUCUUUGAGAUAUUUUCGAACAUGCGAAUUUAUUGCGGAACAUCAGACGUAAAAGGUGUUCUGCAGACUAUUUGCAAAAAUGCUAACUGCAAUAUCUCGUCAGAGUAAUGUGUCAAAGUUCGAUGAAAAACCAUCAAAUGAAAAAUUGGAAGUGACUAUUGGUUCUUUUUUCAUUAAUUUUAAUAUUGGAGAUUUCUAAUAAAUAUACUAGGCAAAUACAGAACUCAGUCCAUGAGGAGGCUGUUGCCAUAUAAAAAUGUUCCAAAAUAGCGAAAAUAAUGAGAUUUUUAACCUGAGGAAGGUGUCAUAUCUUCAAUUUGGGAACAUUGGGAAAGCAGAGUUGGCGACUUUCAAAAAUGGAAUAAAUAAUAGGUUGGGCAGAUGAAUAACAUUACAAGAAAAGAGCCAACCUCAGCAAGGUGACAGGUACCCGGAAAUAUGAGCCAUUUAUAGCAUAAGAGAUGGAAUAUUAUCAUCAAAAGCUUGUAUAGGAAGAUUAUUCAGUUUAUUUUGAACGGUUUCCGGGGAAACGUUGAAUCUAAACUUAAAGUUAGUUUGUUUAAGAAAAAAAUAUUUUCAGAAAAGAAUUUAGAAAACUGAGCAACUGUUUUUAGUCCGAAAUCAUUUUUUUAAAAGGAUUCGGAAGACGAGAAAUAUUGUUUUGAUGUCAAAUUAGCUUUGAACGCGGCUAAAUUGUCGGACGAAAAUAAAGCGAAGCGUCAAAAAAUAGUUAGUUUCGCGCAGUGUACGUAAACAGCGGAUCUUACGUGGAACGGUUCAAAAUUUUGUCUAUUUUUAUCUCGUGAGAUCUAUUUUUAACACUCCGUUUCUACCCAGUCAGAUCAAGUCUUUUUUCGCAAGUUCCUUGCGAGAACUUUUCUAGAAAUAUAUGAAUACCAGUCGCAAACUUUUAAACAUAUCAUGUACCAACAAGAAUAAGUGUGGAUAACAAAAACCUACUUUUUGGCAUUGCUAUGAGUAGGAUUUUAGUGUCAUGUUUUUUGGACGGGAAUAAUUGGAAUAAAUGCUCUAUAUGGGGUAAGUUUUCAAGUGCACUAUACGCUUAUAACGGCGUUCGAAAAUGUAAUUAUUUUUUUGACUCUAUAGAGUCGUUACUUAAAAACCGUUUUUUAUCGGAAUAUGUUCACAGAUUCGGCAUUCGAAGCGGCCUUUCAACCGAAGAGUUAAGUUUUGGGAAGAUUUGUCUAUUGUCUAUCCAUUUUCCUUUCAAUGGGAAAAGCUUCUUCGCGAAUGGAACGAUGAAAAUUCGUCGUGAGCUUCCAUCUAUAGGCUAUGAUCGGUUGAUAUUUAAUCCAGGGAAGUUUCUGUAUCUGUCAUGAGAAACCCGUCGGUUUUGAAGGCGAUCUCGGAAUGGCUUCAUGGAAAAUCAGCUCUUCCUGGUUAUUUUCUUGGAAAUACUCAAUACUGAUAGUUCGAGGAUUUUAGAACUGGAUAGAACGGACUUUCUUGUUCCGGUGCGUUUAAAGUUUCCCUGUGGCGGUCGUCCGAAGCGUUUCGCUAUCAUUUGCCAUCCCGAAAAAGUUGACUUGAACCAGGUUUUCAUAAACUUCCUAACUUCAAUUUAAAGAAAAAUCUGUUGAGAUGAGAGAAAAAGCCAAAUUUUUUCUGGAAGAGAAGAGACCGGAGAAGGAGACUGUUUUGAACGCGAAAGUGACGUUGGAAAAGGUUGGUACUAAGGAGUGUGAACAGGGAAAUUCAGAAGAUCCACUAACUAGAAAUUGAGAGGAUAGGCGAAUUCAUAGUUUAUUAAUAAAUUUCAUAGUUUACGCCUGUUCUUGAUAUUUUUCAAUCAGUUUAACAUUUAUGAUAUUUUCCUUCGCAAAAGAAAAACCAAUCUUCCCGUAUUUCAGCUCGACAAGCCUUGAAUUUUAUCACGAUAAAUGUUUCAGGAAUCUGGUCUCACUUCGAGAAAAUUCGAAGGUUUCGUUUCUCUUGAUCCGAGUGCUUCAGAGAAACCGAUCCGCCUGAGUUCUAUUUUUGUCGAGAAUAGCUCUGAACCGUUAGUUGAUCCUCCUUUUUUGUUGAGAAAUCAUUUUUCAGUGCUUCGAAAAGAAGAAAAAUGAAUCGUUUGAAAAGAGUUGCUGCCCGUUCUCGAGGAGCAGAACAGCUGCAGAGGUUGGAACAUGAAAACGACGUGAAUGAGGCCAGAAGCCGGGUCAAUUAUGUGGAAUCUGCGUCGAGGUGAAUUCUGCCAAAUACAAAUGAAUAGAAGCUAGAACUAUAUGUGAUUUUCAUUUUCCUGAAUAAUUCGACAAAUGAAAAAAUUUUUAGCGAUUGAAAGAAUUUCUGAUUCUCACAAAAAACAUUUUCGGUUUAAAAAAACAGUUGCAGGAAAAUAAUUGGACGAGUGAUGAGUGGAGAACAGAGUAUGACACAAGGAAAGGGAAUAGCUUUCGGUUACAUCGCCUUCAACGCCUUGAGACAGCUCCCUCGCAACUCGCCAGGUUUUCCAGGAUUUUGAGUCAAAGCUAUUGAUUUUUCUCGUAGGAAGACCCACGGCUCUUGUCCGCAAUACCACUUCGAGGUACUUCCAUCCGGCUCACAUUUCUGUGGUUCGAAGGAAACUUCAGAUAUAG
Caenorhabditis auriculariae is the source of this 5481-nucleotide messenger RNA. NCBI's taxonomy places the organism in Eukaryota, Metazoa, Nematoda, Chromadorea, Rhabditida, Rhabditidae. The record is from the annotation of a GenBank genome assembly.